This is a messenger RNA of Phalacrocorax carbo (great cormorant), 3255 nucleotides long. The record is from RefSeq and is a predicted model, not a curated record. Lineage: Eukaryota; Metazoa; Chordata; Aves; Suliformes; Phalacrocoracidae.
GGGCCGGGCCGGGAGCGGCGGCGGGACGCGGCGGAGCUGCCUCUCGCCAUGGGCGGUGGGUGCCGGGCCUGGCUGCGGCUGCUCCUUGCCCACGCCGUGCUGCUCUGCGCCGCCGGGAGCGCCGCGACCGACGGCUCCGUGAACCCCUGUUGCUAUUUCCCCUGCCAGAACCAAGGGGUGUGUGUGAGGGUCGGCCUGGGAGGAUACGAGUGUGACUGCACGCGGACGGGAUACUUCGGGGACAACUGCACCUCCCCCGAGCUCUGGACACGCCUCCACGACCUGCUGAAGCCCACUCCUGCCUUCUACCACUUCAUCCUGACCCACUUCAGGUGGUUUUGGGACAUUAUCAACAGCACCUUCAUCAGGGACACGCUUAUGAGGCUUGUGCUUACAGUUCGUGCCAAUCUCAUCCCCAGCCCCCCCACCUUCAACUCUGACUAUGGCUACAUCAGCUGGGAGGCCUACGCCAACGUCAGCUAUUACACUCGUGUCCUCCCGCCCGUGCCGGACAACUGCCCGACGCCCAUGGGGACAAAAGGCAAGCAGCAGCUCCCUGAACCCGAGCUCCUGGCAGAGAGGUUCCUGCUGCGGCAGAAGUUUGAAGCUGAUCCCCAAGGCUCCAACCUGAUGUUUGCCUUCUUCGCCCAACAUUUCACCCACCAGUUCUUCAAGACGUCAGGGAAGAUGGGACGUGGCUUCACCAAGGCGCUGGGGCACGGGGUGGAUCUCGGGCACGUGUAUGGGGACAACCUGCAGCGGCAGCACCAGCUGCGACUCUUCAGAGACGGGAAGCUGAAAUUCCAGGUGGUGGAUGGAGAGGUGUACCCCCCCACAGUCACUGAUGCUCCAGUCCACAUGGUCUACCCGCCUGCCGUCCCCAAGAAGAAGCAGCUGGCGAUGGGGCAGGAGGUGUUUGGGCUGCUGCCGGGGCUCUGUAUGUACGCCACGCUCUGGCUGCGUGAGCACAACCGCGUCUGCGACAUACUGAAACGGGAGCAUCCCACCUGGAGCGAUGAGCAGCUCUUCCAGACGGCUCGUCUCAUCCUCAUCGGGGAGACCAUUAAGAUUGUCAUCGAAGACUACGUCCAGCAUCUCAGUGGGUACUUCUUCAGCCUCAAGUUCGACCCUGAGCUGCUGUUUGGGAUGCAGUUCCAGUACCGGAAUCGCAUUGCGGUGGAGUUCAACCAGCUCUAUCACUGGCAUGGGCUGAUGCCCGACUUCUUCGUCAUCCAGGGAGAAAAGUACAACUAUGAACAGUUCCUCUACAACACCUCCAUGCUCUUGGACUACGGUGUGGAGGCGCUGGUGGAGUCCUUUUCCAAGCAGGUUGCAGGAAGGAUCGGUGGGGGACAAACCAUCAAUGCCAAUAUCUUGAAAGUAGCUGUUGGGGUCAUCAAGGAAUCCCGAGAGCUGAGGGUACAGCCAUUUAACGAGUAUCGGAAGAGGUUUGGCAUGAAGCCCUACAAGUCCUUUCAGGAGCUAACAGGAGAGGAAGAGAAGGCAGCAGAGCUGGAAGAGCUGUAUGGAGACAUCGAUGCUCUGGAGUUCUAUGUGGGCUUGCUGCUUGAAAAACCCCAUCCCAAUGGUAUUUUUGGAGAAAGCAUGGUGGAGAUCGGAGCUCCGUUUUCCCUGAAGGGGCUUCUUGGAAACCCCAUCUGCUCCCCAGAGUACUGGAAACCCAGUACAUUCGGUGGAGCAACUGGCUUUGAGAUAGUUAAGACAGCAUCGCUCAAGAAGCUCGUGUGCCUCAAUGUGAAGAAGUGCCCAUAUGUGGCAUUUCAUGUGCCAGAUGCUGCGGAAAAUGGCAGCUCUCGGGGUGGUGGACCAUCUACUGAGCUCUAGUGCCAGGACAGCCUGCCCAGGAGCAGCGGGGACCUGCCCACCCCUGUGCUGAGCCGGAGCAGGACAGAAGAUGGUUCCACUGCAGGCGUCCUCCACACGAGCCCCUGAGGAGGCUGGUACCAACUCUGUGAAAAGCUCGAGUGCCUCAGGAGUGUGGCUGCCACCGCUGUCCUCAGCACACCCAAUUCUCUUGCUAGCAAAUACCUUGCACUAAGCCAGCUUUGGGCUUCCCCAGGGGACACCCACCUCCCUGGAAUGCUCUGGACUCCCCCCACGCUUUGUCACCUUCUGCCCCGCGGCUUUCCAGCACCAGGCCACCAGCAGCCCCUCUUCUGCAGGGCUUCCCUGCUUGGGACAGAGGAUUGGAGAGCCUGGGGAGCCCUCGCAGUCCUUCCUCCUCUGCUGCACCCAGUUCAGCCGCUGAGCUCCCCAAGGGAGGCAGAGGAGGCAGCUGGCAGCAUGCAGAGGGACACAGAGGACACAUCGUAGGUGUUUGUACUGGCCCAGCAGUGGCUGAGCUUGCAGUAAGAACCUGCCCUGAUCUGCUUCUCCUGCAGCCGCCCUGGACUGCCUACCCCAGCCUGCCCAGCACACAGGCACAGCCAAGACACAGCCAAGAAGGAGGAACCAAAGCAAUGUCUCUGCAGGAGGAGACCAGGGGAGAAGCACCAGAUCAGACCACCCAUUGGGACCCCAGCACACACCGCCGACCGCCUGAGCAGGGCUGCUCAGAGUAAGAUGCUACCUCUGUGCUAACAGAGCAAUGAAAUCUCUUCCAUCCUACGAUCGUUACACUUCCUGGCAUUAAUAGCUCAGCAAAUGGCAUCCCCAAAGCACACAGAGCCCACUUCUGCCCUCUCCAGAAACACACGCAGUCCUCACUGACAUAGUAACAUGGUAGGUGGCAGCCAUUGUCACUGGCCUUGAUUCCCAUCAGAUCCCAGUUCACCUCCAAGAGAAUGGACAUUUAAAAUAAUAAGUGAUUUUAAAAACUCCUUUCAUUUCCUCCAGCCAGUUUCCAAGUUUUGUCUCACCGGCACUAGGGCCUGCAGGAGGGCAGGACACGUGGGAGGCAGCAGGAACUUGGGGAGAGAAGUCCCUGGGGUGUUGCUGGAAGGCUGGCGUCCUACUGGGACAUGGCUGGGGUCAUGCAGCCAGAGGGCCAUGGUCACCGGCGCUGCGCUCUGUCAUUGCCGACUGCAACAGAAGAAAAAUGGAGCGACCCUCCUCCUUAGGGAUUACCUCGGCAGGGGGGUCUCUGAGCCUGAGUCUCCCACGAAGGUUUGAGCUGUGCUGCCCUCUGGCCACCACCAGCCCACAGCCCUGUGCUGCGUUGCUCCCAUGCUGAUAACACAGCGCUUUCAUCCAACAAUAUGUAUUUCUAUCACAUAAAAUCUCUCCACAUGUAAA